GAUUGCAUCAUCUGAAUGGCCAGUAGUAACUCGUUUUUCAUAGCCGAAACUUCAUUCAACACCCGUCUCCUUCCUUCAAUGGCUGCCAUCUAUCACCGUGACCAAUCAUUUUACAUUUACUCCUUUUACAUGUUCUCACUGAGAGAUUCUCUCUUUCUCUUUCAAUGGCCUUCGUUUCUUCCAAACCUCACAAAAGCCCUCUCCUUUCGCUCACAUAAGCCACACCCAUCAACUCUUUCUCACUCAAUUCCAAAUGAGCACCCCAGAAAACACCCAAAGGCAGCAACUUUUGCCAAAACAAGCUGAACCCUCAACUGGGUCCUCCACUUCUUCCCCUUUGAUCCGAACUUUGGGUCUUCAUGUUCUUAGGCUGCUCAAUUGGGUUGUUCCACUGGCUCUCUUCCUCGGUGUUGAUUUAUGUUUCAAGAAAGUGUUCCAAGCAGCUUCCUUUGAGUUCCCUAGUGCCUUGUUUGUCAUGUUCUGCAUAUUCACAGUUUUGAUGGUGCUUGAUUAUGUUAAUCCCUUUGCAGCUUUGGCCUUCUUGAAUUUCUUUGAUCCUGGGGUUAUGUUUAUUAAUAGAUGGUUACCUUUGUUCUAUGUUCCUUACUUGGUGGUGCUACCUAUUUCUGUUAGAGAAAUUCCAGCUUCUUCUGCCAUCAAAAUUUGCUGUAUUAUAGUUGGAGGAUGGCUGGCUACACUUUCUGUUUCUGGUUUUACAGCUAUAGCUGUAAGAAAGGCUGUGAAGACCGAAAUGAUCGAUCCUGAGCCUAUGGAAAAGCCCCCUCCAUUCUCCUCCAUUGAAUUGUGGUCAUGGAUUGCGGUUUUCCUUAUAUCGUUCAUCAUGGCAUUGCUUUUCCCAACAGCACUUGGGACAGCUGCCAGAACAUGCUUUUUGUUCUAUCUUGCAUCCACAGUAGUAGGCUACAUUGUUGGCUCCGGAUUGCCAUCAAAGGUGAAAAUGAUCUUCCAUCCAGUAAUAUUCUCCUUAAUAUUUCCCAAUCUAGUGGCUUGUGCUUUUGGUUUGCUGUCCAAGCAGGGGUAUGAUGCUGCUCUAGGAUUUUACCUUACAGAGUCAUCAUCUGAUCCUGGAGCUGGUGACAUUCUUUUGGAAUUUUUAGGACCUGUUAUUCUUUCCUUUGCUUUCUCUAUGUUCAAACAAAGAACGCUUAUGAAAAGGCACGCAGCUGAGAUUUUCACCUCUGUCAUUGUCUCUACACUAUUCUCAUUGUACUCAACUGCCAUUGUUGGACGUCUAGUUGCAUUAGACCCAUCACUAACUGUGUCCAUUCUACCCAGAUGUAUAACGGUCGCAUUGGCACUCAACAUCGUGUCACUUUUCGAAGGUGCCAAUUUAGCUCUCACAGCAGCUGUGGUUGUUGCAACUGGUUUGAUUGGAGCAAAUUUCGUGCAAUCAGCGCUUAAUAUACUCCGCCUUCAUGAUCCAAUUGCUCGAGGAAUAGCAGCUGCAUCUAGUUCCCAUGGGCUGGCGACAGCGGCGUUAUCAGCAGAGGAACCGGAGGCGCUCCCGUUUAGUGCCAUUGCUUAUGCUUUGACUGGCAUUUUUGGAUCUUUAUUUUGCACAAUUCCAGCAGCAAGACAAAGUUUGCUUGCAAUUGCUGGCUCUGGGUGGAAUAGUUAGCACUUAGAUCAUGGAUCAUACUUGGAACUUCUUGUGCAUAUUCCUUACAAUGUCAUAUCUUUUAUUGGGAACAAAUGUGCUGAGCGAUAUUAUGCGUUGAUCAUUAAAUUGUCUUGUGUAUUUAGUCAUGUUUGGAAAAAUAAAAGUUAGUUAACAUAUAUAUGUAUAUAUAUCCUUGCGACUCAAUUUAUGGAACAAAAUCAAUAAAAUAAUAUUUGUCUCUAAAUUUUUAAUUUA
This is a messenger RNA of Arachis stenosperma, 1876 nucleotides long. Its product is annotated as plastidal glycolate/glycerate translocator 1, chloroplastic. The record is from RefSeq and is a predicted model, not a curated record. The transcript has 7 exons. Bases 254 to 1639 code for a protein of 461 amino acids. NCBI's taxonomy places the organism in Eukaryota, Viridiplantae, Streptophyta, Magnoliopsida, Fabales, Fabaceae.